UAGUUCUGUCACAAAUAUGAAUGACAAAAAUAAUUAAAAAGAUUAAUUUAACCAGAAAGUAAAAACAAAAGUUCCACUCCUCUUGCAGAGUUCAUCUCUGACGGCUUAAAUCAAAUCAAAUCCAUUUAAUUUUCGACGAACAAAAUUUCCUCUGUUUCCUUCAUCUUCCCAGAAGUUUCCCCCACCAAAUGCGACAAUAGUUCAACCUUCAAACAUGGCUGACUCAGUUUUUAAUCUUCCAAAUUUCCAUAUAAAUUCAACAGAUUUCAUUACCUGGUUCGCCGUUCUCCAGAUUUUGCGUCCAAUUUUUGAAAUCCAAGACGAGAUAACAAAAAGCCCUAAAUCCUUCCCCUGUUCCACAGCGCUCUGUUUUCAGAAAAUUUCACAGUGCGAUUAAAAACAGAACCUAGAAAAAUGGAAGGAAAGAGGACGGCAGGGAACGAAUUAGGGAGGAGAUCGUCGAACGAAGCUCGUUACCGGGGGAUUCGGCGGCGGCCGUGGGGGAAAUUCGCGGCGGAGAUUCGAGAUCCGUCGCGGAACGGCGCUCGGCUCUGGCUGGGGACGUUCGACACGGCGGAGGAGGCGGCGAGGGCGUACGAUCAAGCGGCGUACGCAUUCCGAGGGCAUUUGGCGAUUCUGAAUUUUCCGAAUGAGUACCAAAGUGGAAACCCUAAUUUAGCGGCGGCGUUUGGCUCCUCUGCUACGGCGGCGGCGUCUUCUUCGAUCUCUUUCGCCGGAAAUUACUCCGCGAACAAUGCCUGCCGGCGACCGGACGAAGUGAUCGAGUUUGAGUAUUUGGAUAAUGAGCUCUUGGAGGAGCUUCUGCAAUCGGAAGGGGACGGCUUCAAUCGGAAGAACUGAAGAAAAUGGUGACCAGUUUUAAAGCAAGAAAAGGGAAAUUAUUUUGGGGAUUUUAUAAUUUUCGAUUUUUUCUUUUCAUAUAUAUAUUUUUUUAAAA
Messenger RNA from Momordica charantia (bitter melon), 958 nucleotides. NCBI's taxonomy places the organism in Eukaryota, Viridiplantae, Streptophyta, Magnoliopsida, Cucurbitales, Cucurbitaceae. The record is from RefSeq and is a predicted model, not a curated record.